This is a messenger RNA of Cetraspora pellucida, 705 nucleotides long. NCBI's taxonomy places the organism in Eukaryota, Fungi, Glomeromycota, Glomeromycetes, Diversisporales, Gigasporaceae. The record is from the annotation of a GenBank genome assembly.
AUGGCUAGUGAUUUAGAAGGUGUGUUUUAUCAAAUUGAUCAAACAAUGUUUAUACAGAAUUUGAAAGCAUCAAUGCGUCAAGGUUCCAACAAAGUGGUAAUUGAUAAUAUCAAAAAAACAUUACAAUCAAUGACAAAAGAACCAGAUAUGCAUGAAAAUGCCGAAACUUGUGAGUACUCAACUAAAAUUAAUUAUAAAUUGUCUUGCAAACAUAUAAUACCAAAAAAUGUGCCAAUUCCCCUUUUGGCUAUUAAUAAUAGAUGGCUUCUUGAUAGGCUCAACAUUAUAGAACUUCUGCAUCCUUCAAAGUCUGCUGCUAUAAAUACUAAAUUUUAUGAAAUUUUUGUCAAAGCAGAGAAAAAAUUCCAGCAAUUGUUGGAUAAUAUUAAUAAAAAGGAAUUCAUUACUAAACUUAAUCAAGUAAUGAACAUGCCAUUACCUGAACCUAUUAAGCCAUUACCAAUUGAAGGACCAAAGGGUAGUCUUCUAGAUACUAAUAAAACUAUUCAGCAACAAAACAUGUCAUUAAAACCAAAAUUUAGUGACUUAUAUAUUUUAGGUAAUAAACUAUUUAAAGCAAAUAUUCCAAAGUUUAUGCAAGAAUAUGUCUUAGAUUAUUUUAAUGUAUGUAAAAAUGGUAAUUGUGGCUUUCAUGCUAUUAUUGUGUCAGUUGAAAAAUCUGAAGAAUGUUGGCCAGAUAUUUGA